Pochonia chlamydosporia 170 is the source of this 1155-nucleotide messenger RNA. Its product is annotated as D-stereospecific peptide hydrolase. The record is from RefSeq and is a predicted model, not a curated record. The coding region runs from base 1 to 1155 and encodes 384 amino acids. The transcript has a single exon. NCBI's taxonomy places the organism in Eukaryota, Fungi, Ascomycota, Sordariomycetes, Hypocreales, Clavicipitaceae.
AUGCCCUCCAGAGACGAGCUCCUCACAAAACUAAAAUCCAUCCUUCAAGACCACAUAACAGAGACAUCUACACCGGGUCUCUCUGCCGCAAUUCUCACCCCAAAUGCCUGUCACACUCUCACAGCCGGCCAAUCCAAUCUACAAACCCAGCAACAAAUCGAACCGUUUCACCUCUUUGGAAUCGGCUCCAUUACCAAAGUAUUCACUGCAAUUGUCAUACUACAACUCUGCGAGGAGGGCAAGCUAAGAUUAUCUGACGCCGUUGCGCAUCACCUAUCCUCCGAAACAUACGCCGAGAUAGACGAUGCUGCCGACGCAACUAUCUCCCAGUUACUAGGUCACGAAGCCGGCAUAGAUAGCUGGGAAGACGACCCCAAAUGGAUUACUCAUGGUCGCGGGCAGACUCUUGACCCAAGGCACAUAUGGGAGAAGACAGAACCAUUGAGUUAUAUUCGAAGACCGAAGAGGAUUGCACCAAAACGAGGAGAGUGGUAUUAUUCCAACACGAACUACACACUUCUAGGCCUCAUCAUUGAGAAAAUUGCACAAAAUACAGCAGAGUCUGAAAUCCGCAACCGCAUUCUAACGCCACUGAAUCUCCAUGACAUUUAUCUCGAGGGCUUUGAAACCGCGAGAGGUGCCUUGCCCAGUCGCCAUCACUGGGCAACAGACACAUUUCGCUCAACAGCAGGCAUAUGCCCAUCUUUCUCACUCAUCAGAGACGACCUCAUAGAUGCCAGCACGUCCAAUUUAUCGGUGGAAUGGACAGCCGGCGGGAUGCUAAGCUCUGCGACGGACCUCGUCAGAUUUGGACAGGCUCUCCGUGAUGGAAAGUUACUGAGACCGGAAUCUUUGGAUGUCAUGAAGAAGUGGAGGACGACUGCGCCAGGUAGUGAGGCUGGCCGUGGGCUGUUUCGAACCAAAUUCGCGGGUUCCGGGGGAAGUGAGUACUGGGAUGGGCAUUUUGGAGGUGUUUUAGGCUUCACUGCCGGGUUGUGGUGGGCAGAGGAUGGGGAUGUCGUGGUUGCUGUGUUUUCGAAUGUCGGUACCAUGCAUGCGGGAAGUGUGGCGGGGAGUGGUGCGCAUGUUAUUAUGAAUACGGGGUUUUUGGGGGUAGCGAGAGAGUUGGCUGAGGUAGAUGGUGGUGAUGUUUGA